GGGAGCGCGUGAGUCCGGGAGCGGUCGCGGGCCUCGGUGUACAGGCGACCCCGCUGAGAGGCCACCCGGCUGACACGGGGCGCUGCCCGACCCCUGACUUUAGGCGGGCUCUCUGGGGACCCGUCUGAUGGCAGAACCAAGAGCUGUAGCCAACUAGACGUCAACAUGCGGUAGACGCAGGUUUGGGUACCGGCUCCGGUGUUUGAUUUGGGGUCAAACGUAGCCUGUCUGAGCUUCAGUUUCCUUGGCUGAAAAUGGAAAAGCAUUUCUCCAGCAGUGGCCAGACGUCACUCUCCGAGUCUUUCUCUGGACCACACAAACCCAUUCGAGCAGGAGAGGCCUUUGGGUUCCAGCACCAGGUCCCAGAGCAGCAACAGAACUCAAGGGCACCAUGCGUGCCUCGAGGCUCUACACCUUGGUACUCGUGCUGCAGCCUCAGCGAGUCCUCCUGGGCAUGAAGAAACGAGGCUUCGGGGCCGGCCGGUGGAACGGCUUCGGAGGCAAAGUUCAGGAAGGAGAGACCAUCGAGGAUGGAGCCAAGAGGGAGCUGCAGGAAGAGAGCGGUCUGACCGUGGACGCGCUGCAGAAGGUGGGCCAGAUCGUGUUUGAGUUCGUGGGCGACCCCGAGCUGAUGCACGUGCACAUCUUCUGCACAGACAGUGUCCACGGGACACCAGUGGAGAGCGACGAAAUGCGCCCCCAGUGGUUCCAACUGGACCAGAUCCCCUUCGCUGACAUGUGGCCCGAUGACAGCUACUGGUUUCCCCUCCUGCUUCAGAAGAAGAAGUUCCACGGCUACUUCAAGUUCCAGAAUCACGACACCAUCCUGGACCACAAGCUCCGCGAGGUGGACACCGUCUAGGACAGCCAAGCUGGCCCCUCGGGCCACGGGAACUCUGCCCAGCCACGCUGUGGCUCCAGGCUCCGCACGCCGGCGGGCCUCCAGUCUGUCUGGCGCGUGAUUGGGUGGAAAGGAAAAUAAACCUUUUACCUUUUCAACAUUC
This is a messenger RNA of Balaenoptera ricei (Rice's whale), 1004 nucleotides long. It is a transcript of the gene NUDT1, whose product is annotated as nudix hydrolase 1. NCBI's taxonomy places the organism in Eukaryota, Metazoa, Chordata, Mammalia, Artiodactyla, Balaenopteridae. Gene Ontology annotation, molecular function: 8-oxo-7,8-dihydroguanosine triphosphate pyrophosphatase activity. Gene Ontology annotation, biological process: DNA protection. The transcript is spliced from 6 exons. The record is from RefSeq and is a predicted model, not a curated record. The coding region runs from base 392 to 862 and encodes 156 amino acids.